Guyanagaster necrorhizus is the source of this 1097-nucleotide messenger RNA. RefSeq names its product indole-3-glycerol phosphate synthase. The annotation marks the transcript as partial. Gene Ontology annotation, molecular function: indole-3-glycerol-phosphate synthase activity; phosphoribosylanthranilate isomerase activity. NCBI's taxonomy places the organism in Eukaryota, Fungi, Basidiomycota, Agaricomycetes, Agaricales, Physalacriaceae. The record is from RefSeq and is a predicted model, not a curated record. The transcript is spliced from 2 exons. Gene Ontology annotation, biological process: L-tryptophan biosynthetic process.
AAAUGUUUACUACUGCCAUGUCGAAACCUUCAAUUCUUGAAAAAAUCUACGCCCAGCGCGCAAAAGAUGUCGAAUUGGUUUCAUCGACGCCUGGUACAUUGCCAGAAGAUAUUGACACCUACCUUUCGAUGAACCUUGCCCCACCGCUCACCUCCUUUGGCGAGCGUCUGAAGCAGAACCCAGCCAGCUCAUCCUCCACUUCUAUCUCUCUCAUGGCAGAAAUCAAGCGUGCUAGCCCAUCAAAAGGGCCCAUUGCGAUGAAAAUUAACCCCGCCCAGCAAGCGCAAACUUACGCUAGUGCUGGAGCAUCCGUCAUUUCUGUCCUUACUGAGCCGAGCUGGUUCAGGGGCUCACUUCUCGACAUGCGACUAGUGCGCCAGGCGAUUGACUCUCUGUCAGACCGACCCGCGGUACUUCGCAAGGAUUUCAUCUUUGACACAUAUCAAAUCGCGGAGGCUCGGCUCUUCGGUGCAGAUACCAUUCUUCUUAUUGUCGCUAUGCUUCAAGCCGAUCAGCUGAAGAUACUGUAUGACUACGCGUUGAAGCUGGGCAUGGAGCCUCUUGUGGAGGUGAACAAUGCAAAGGAGAUGGAAAUCGCCUUGGCGUUGGGAGCAAAGGUCAUCGGCGUGAACAACCGGAACCUUCAUGAUUUCCAGGUGGAUAUGGGGACGACGAGUCGAUUGGCGCAGAUGGUUCGAGAAAGAGAUGUCGUCCUGUGUGCCCUGAGCGGGAUUUCCAAUCCGAAAGACGUACAGACAUACAAAAACGAAGGAGUUCGUGCCGUGCUCAUUGGCGAGGCGUUGAUGAGAGCAGAGAAUACCAGCCAAUUCAUUGCCGAACUUUUGGGAUGGUCAUGAUUGACACGCACCUUAUAUGUAAUUGUCGAUGCGGAUCACGGAGCGGUGGUUUGAAAGAGUUGAAAGUUCGCGCUUUUUUGAAUUCAAUAAUAUGCUCAGGAUUGGAAAAAAUCUCGGCGGACAUGUGAGAAUCACGCAUAAAUCUGCAUUUCCCAUUCAAAUCUGUCGCAUUGUUCAAAUUUGAUUUCACGUUGGCUUGGAAUAGCCAUCGUUAUAGUUCUUUCAGUUCUUUCAAAUCUG